AUGGAUACGCGAAUUCCUUUCCGGUCUAUGACCUCCGGGGAAGUAACCAAGAAGCGAAAGAAGCCCACUCAGCGUGACAGACGGAAGGCAGAAGCCUACUGUGGCCGCAAAGGAGUAGAAGGCCAAUCACUAAUAGAUGCUGAGCUCGACGCGAUUUUACAUCCUUUUCCAUUAACAUCACUUACAGAAAUUGCGAAACAUCAAAACGUUUGCACUAUAGAUGCAAAAUUACAAGUCCGUCACCAACACGAUUUUAUCGAAUUGACUGGACGCGAAGAUGAUGAACUUGAGAGCAUUAUUUUAGCUGCAUUUGCCGAAGCUUCAGAACUGUUCGGAUUUAAAGAACUGACGCGCAUUGUCAGACCAGAAAGCGAAGAAGCUAUAGAUAUCGAACGAUCGCUAGUUGUCGCAGAAGUGCAAAGCGACAAGGUUAUCCCCGUGUGCAGUGGUCAAUUUUCCAACAGUAUUGAAACCACUAAAAAGUUUUCAUCAGCCAAGAGACCAAAGGGCACAUCAUGUUUCGAACAGAUGGAGGCUAAACUUGCUGGCUUUCCUGAGAUAGAGAUGCAGCCAUGCACUAAGAUCAAAGGGUCCGUUGCCUCAUUGGAACUGUCUGACGUUAGAUUCGUUACCAGACGUCCAACAGUGAAAUGUCCUUGUUUCUCCUUGCUGUACAACCUACAACCUAUAGUAUUGUCUGAUAUCCUAAAUGAAUAUCAAGUGCUCUGA
Messenger RNA from Arctia plantaginis, 729 nucleotides. NCBI's taxonomy places the organism in Eukaryota, Metazoa, Arthropoda, Insecta, Lepidoptera, Erebidae. The record is from the annotation of a GenBank genome assembly.